Doryrhamphus excisus (bluestripe pipefish) is the source of this 2459-nucleotide messenger RNA. RefSeq names its product coenzyme Q5, methyltransferase (gene coq5). Gene Ontology annotation, molecular function: 2-methoxy-6-polyprenyl-1,4-benzoquinol methyltransferase activity. The record is from RefSeq and is a predicted model, not a curated record. Gene Ontology annotation, biological process: ubiquinone biosynthetic process. Lineage: Eukaryota; Metazoa; Chordata; Actinopteri; Syngnathiformes; Syngnathidae.
GCGUCGCGGACUUGCGCAACGUUGGUCAAGAUGGCGGCCUCCUUGAGAAUGCUAUUUCGGAGAGUUGUCCGUCGGACUUACGCGGGUGUCUCCGUUCCUGCAGCCGCUGUGUCCCUCCCGUCGGGUCGACGUUGGACACCGUCGUCCUGUCGUCGUUUCAGCAAUGAAACCGGAGAGAAAAACACUCAUUUCGGUUUUGAGAGUGUCCCGGAAGCUGAGAAGGCGACGAGAGUGUAUCAGGUGUUUGAGAACGUGGCCCAGAAGUACGACAUCAUGAAUGACGCCAUGAGCCUGGGGAUUCAUCGCCUGUGGAAAGACGCGCUGCUGCACGCCAUGCAUCCCCAACCCGGGACACGCCUGCUGGAUGUGGCCGGCGGAACAGGUGACAUCGCCUUUCGUUUCCUGGACUACGUCCGCUCUCAGAAGGAACGUCAGAAGAGGCGUGUGGCGCGCUCCAUGCAGACGCCGUCGUGGCGGGACAUCUCGGACGACUACUCCGAUAAGGACAAUAGGGAGUGGGGGGACGCAGCAGGGGGAGGGUCCCAGGACGGCAGGGCGGUGGUCUGUGACAUCAACAAGGAGAUGCUGAAAGUGGGCAAGGAGAAGGCUGACAACAUGGUAGUCGGGGCUGGUCUGUCGUGGGUGGUGGGGGACGCAGAGGAGCUGCCUUUCGCCGACAACCAGUUUGACGUGUACACCAUCGCCUUUGGCAUUCGUAACGUCACCCACGUAGAGCAGGCCCUGCAGGAGGCGCUGCGGGUCCUGAAGCCUGGGGGCCGCUUCAUGUGCCUGGAGUUCAGCAAAGUGACCAAUCCCGUGCUGGCAAGGCUUUAUGACGCGUACAGCUUCCAGGUCAUCCCUGUUUUGGGAGAAGUGAUUGCUGGAGACUGGAAGUCCUACCAAUAUUUAGUGGAAAGCAUCCGCAAGUUUCCUGCUCAGGAGGAGUUUACACACAUGAUAGAGGAGGCGGGCUUCGACUGUGUGCGCUACGACAACCUGACCGGAGGAGUGGUCUCCCUUCACUCUGGUUUCAAGCUGUGACGACACCGACCGGGAAACCCGGGGACCGAGGCGCCGCAUCGGCGGCCUCUUUGGAUGCAUGAGUCCUCCGCUCGUCCCCUUCUGCCGCCUGGACCGUACCUCUCUGCCCCCACACCACCAAGCCGGUGAGAUGUCGCUGUUUUCCACGGUUGGAAUCAUAACGUCUAUUGGAGUAAAGGAAAACCUGCCUAAAUCAGGGAUUGUCAACUGGAGUUUCCGGUUCCAAAAGUGGGUCACGGGUCUGUACGCGGGCAAAAACUGUGUACUGACCCGAUGUCUGUGCUGCUGCCUUGCUGUGCCGCCGUGGUGUGCAUGCUAUGUUUUCGGCCGACUUUGUCAAGCUUGUGCCGUCACAGCUGCAGAUAUCUGCUGGAGACGCCACCGAUAGAGGACAGCAGCUCCACGCUUCAGCUCACAUCGAGUUCCUAACGCUUCCUUGAAAUAGACGAUAUUUCCUUUUUCUAACGAAGCGCGACUGAAAACUUGGGAUGCUCGCUUCCGAUUUCCGUAAAAAACACCCAUCAGCAUGUUGAUAAAAGCCAUCCUUAUUUUGUAAUAAUAAUUAGCCACGGAUGCUUGAAAUUGUCUAACAGAGACCCUCGCUAGUACAACUCAUCAUAAAUAAUUUCAUCCUUGUGAAAAGAUAAUCAUAGAAUAAAGAAUAAGGUGGUCAAUUCACGAGAAUAACGUCCAUCGUAAACAUUAGCAGAGAAAAAACUCAUAAUAUGUUGUAAGUUUACGGGGAAAAGGUUGGUAAAUUUGUGUUCGGGGAUGUGACCUUUGACCUUGGGCAUGUGGAGGGAGGAAGCGAGAAGGGCUAGCCAUGCAAGUCUAAAUGCCCAAUGCUGUUUUGCUGCCACAUUGUAAAUAAAAGCUGCAGUGAAGCUGUACGUAGUAUUACCACCUCAUUCUCCACAAUUUCCAACCUUAUUCUCGAAAUCGCAGACUUUUUGUUUCUCAAUGUGGCUCAUCUUACGGCGGAUCUCACUCCCAGGGGGUUGCUAUCGGAAUGGGCGGCCUGACGGGGACCACAAUGAUGGAGUAACACCGCCAACCCGCUAGUAAUGACACACAACAGGAGUACUUGAAUAAAACUGUAUAUUUUACACAUCUUUGUACACUUUCAUUACAAAAACUGUAUAGUACUAAAGUUUCUCAAAUGUUUUUUUGUUUUUUGGUCAGAAGAUUGAAUCGUCUCGUGUGCAAUUACCACGUAUGUACAACGUCUCAUGGAAGUGAUUCUGCUCGCUCGUCGAUAAACUCUGAACAUAAGACAUGGCUUCAAGAUAAAUAUAUUAGUCAAUAAAUAUUCCGAGAACAUAUUUCCAUGUAUGAAAUGUGUUGCUAUGCAGGUACAGAAAUAUACACAGAUUGAUCUCUAAGCCUUUCUUGGAAAAAAACAAAAACAUCUGCAAUGG